UUCCUAAAUUUUACAAAUUCAAUAUGGCAGCUCCCAUCAUCUACACAUGAUGUUGUACACUCGGCUGACUUGUUUUUGUGACUUGUGACUUUGAAUUUCAAAUUUCUUACAAUACUACAUAUACAGUAAGAUACCAAUUACAAGAGAGGGUGAUGUCAAAGAAGAGUAACUCCUUUGUAACUGACCUGGAGUUUUGUCCAACAUGCGGGACAAUUCUUCCUCUUCCAGGAAUGGACGACUACGUCACAUGUAAACUGUGUGGUUACAAGAUCCAUGUCCAAGAAUUUGAUGGAGUCAAAAUCACAUCAAGCAUUGUGUUCAACCGCCCUGAAACUCUGCAGACAAAUGCUGAAGAAGGGGAGACAAGCAGCGGACCUCUGGCUGACAGAAAAUGCAGCAAGUGUGGGCACGAGAAGAUGUCAUACACAACUCGACAAACCCGAUCGGCUGACGAAGGACAGACUGUCUUCUUUACUUGUCUAAACUGCAAAUCCCAAGAAAUAGAAUAUUCCUGACCCGGCCAUCCUGUUUAUUGCUUCAUUUACUAACAUUGUUUGGUCUGUGUUUGAUAAUUUAGACUUGUGAGAUUUAUACUGUUUGUGUCAUUCAGAAUAAAUCUGAUGCAUUUUGUUA
This is a messenger RNA of Magallana angulata, 633 nucleotides long. RefSeq names its product DNA-directed RNA polymerase I subunit RPA12-like. Gene Ontology annotation, cellular component: RNA polymerase I complex. The record is from RefSeq and is a predicted model, not a curated record. Gene Ontology annotation, molecular function: zinc ion binding; DNA-directed RNA polymerase activity; nucleic acid binding. The coding region runs from base 153 to 515 and encodes 120 amino acids. Lineage: Eukaryota; Metazoa; Mollusca; Bivalvia; Ostreida; Ostreidae. Gene Ontology annotation, biological process: termination of RNA polymerase I transcription; DNA-templated transcription. The transcript is spliced from 4 exons.